This is a messenger RNA of Ilyonectria robusta, 1690 nucleotides long. RefSeq lists its product as uncharacterized. Gene Ontology annotation, biological process: DNA-templated transcription; regulation of DNA-templated transcription. The coding region runs from base 6 to 1676 and encodes 556 amino acids. The record is from RefSeq and is a predicted model, not a curated record. Gene Ontology annotation, molecular function: zinc ion binding; DNA binding; DNA-binding transcription factor activity, RNA polymerase II-specific. NCBI's taxonomy places the organism in Eukaryota, Fungi, Ascomycota, Sordariomycetes, Hypocreales, Nectriaceae. The transcript has 2 exons.
CCCAAAUGCCGUCAUAUCGAAUGAAAGCAAAGCGCAUUACUCGAGCAUGCGACUUCUGUAAUCGCCGUGGUCUCAAGUGUAGAGAGGAAACUACAAACACAAAUGGAAACGAAUCGCCAUGCCUCACAUGCGUCGACUAUGGCCAGGAAUGUACGCGAAAUCGGCAGCCCAAGAAGCGGGGCACGAAGCCUCGAGGAUCCUUGACUAGAACUGUCCAGGAAACGACGUUGGAUCUCUCGAGUGGACUCGAAGAAUUUACAACUGUCGGUGGUGUGUCGGGGUCUCGAGCUUUGAGGAGCCGAAAGAUUAUCACGGCGCUCCUUGAUGUAUACCUCGACACCAUUCAUCCAAUGUUCCCUUUCUUCUGCGAACGUGAGAUUUGGGUCGGUUGGAGAGAAGGGUCAUUCCCUGGCGAUGCUUCAGACUACAUGAGCCUCAUGUGCAUGUGUGCGCUGAGUGCCCAACACGUUGGCAACGGCGCUUUAUUUACCGAGGAUGCCUCAACAGAGCCGGCGACAUUUGCUCAAGAUUAUUUGAGUGAGGCAAUAGCCCUCGUUCCAGUGGAUUUUGAAAGCGCAAGUCUCCUCAAUUUAAUCCGCUCAUACGGAUUCCUGGCUCUCCUAGGAGCUCAAAAUGGCAACAGCGCCAUGUUGAACCAGUACCUGGGCCUAUACCAUGGUCUUUCGGGACACUUCAACCUUCACGAUGAGUCAAGAUGGCCCGGAGAAAUUACUACGUGCGAGAGGGAAGUGCGCCGGCGUCUGUGGUGGACCAUGUACCGACUUGAAGUUCAUACCGCCUGUGUUCUCGGGAGCAUGAUACGAUGCUCCGAGACUCAAUGCGAUGUGGGUUAUCCAUCCGGACCUCACCAUCCAGCGUUUAUACCCGGAAGAGACGGCCAAUUUGAAGACUGGUUUUCCGGUUGGAACUCCACUACAGAUCUAUAUCGCGUGCUCGAGCAUGCCGUCUCCAACUUCCGAUCAAAACACCGCAGGCACGAUUCCAUAGUGCGGGGCUCAAAUGAUGUACCUACACGAUUGCUAAUGGAGAGCCUUGGCAAGAUACAAGAACAACUUCAACCUCAAUUUGGAGCCGUGUUUUCACCAUCAUCAGACAAUGGUCGAAAUCGGUGCGGAUUCCAGGCCUGCAACAUCUUGUGCACAAUCCAUCUCGCCCGCAUGAUCACGUCACUUACGGGCGAGGACAGCUCGGCAACGGCGUGCCAAACCGCUCGAGAUAUGAUGGAUAAUAUGAACUCGAUUCCUCUCGAGUACAUACGCGCUACAGGGUCUCCUCUAUUGCAGCAAUUAGCCGGCGUCGGCCAUAUGCUGCUGGUUGUCGCAAAGAAGCAGAUGCCAUCUCAUGAAGAAUACUUGAUGCUGAGAGACGUAUCGAAUUCCAUCAUCGGCUUUCUAACUCGCUUUGGCGAAUACAGUAAGCUGGCAACGGUUGCUCAACGAAAACUCUCUGCUCAGUUGAACGACUUUGAUAAGCAUACGGCUGGGAAGUUGUUGGAGGGCUUCCCUGGCGAAGACUGUCCUACGCUUGACAAUGAUGGCACCAGGGGCCUGGACUUUAACUUGUUCACUUUAGAUUAUGAGACCGACAAUGGUUUCUUUGGUGCAAGCCUACUGCGGCCUUUGACUUGGCCAAGCAACUCCAGAAGCCUUGAAUAGAAGAAGCGUAUAGC